Molecule: messenger RNA, 1585 nt
Organism: Leptopilina heterotoma
Lineage: Eukaryota; Metazoa; Arthropoda; Insecta; Hymenoptera; Figitidae
Product: probable ATP-dependent RNA helicase ddx20
Exons: 5
Coding region: 403-1410 (335 amino acids)
Source: RefSeq, a predicted model, not a curated record
GGGAAAUUUUCUUUUUAUUCAAAAACAAUUUUGUUUAGAGAAAAAGAUUUUUUUUUCUCGAAAAGUGUUAUUUAAAUAUUUGAGGAAAUUGGGAAAUUGACGUAAUGCAACAUGUCAUUGUUAUGUUCGGUGAGGCGUUUAAAAGAACCUCGACCACGAAGAAAUAAUUUGAAAUUGAAUUUACAGCUUUCAAAAAAGGAUAUAUUCUUCACGGAUUUGUGUUUCUUUUUUUUCUGGAGUAAAUUAACUCUUUUUAGCUCUCUUGAGAACAGGAUGUAUUUCGUUUUGUCGCUUUUACAAGGAUUUUCGAACACUUACAAGAGGCGAUUUUCUCCGAGGAAAUCUGCAGAUUCUUCUAUAACUACGUUUCGAUAGGAGAAUUGGGGAAAUCAAGGAAAAUCAAUGGAUAUAUUCUGGAUUUGUACAAUUUCUCUUCUAAUUUCAUUUGUGAAUUGUACAAAUUUUCAUUCUGAUCUUGAGGACAAUGUGAAGGACAAUGAGAAAGGAUCGUCAAUUAAGGACUUUACAAAUCGUGGAAGUGAAUCUGAAUAUCUUAUUCGUGAUAAGGGGAGUAGUCACAAUGAGGAUAGUGCCGAGUCAGAAAAAAAGGAGUCCAAUUCACAUGAGGAGGAGAAAAAAUCGGGACAUUUCGAUGAGAAGGAUUCAGUGACAAAGGGUCACGAAAUUGCUCGACAAUCUGAUGGUGAAUCGAAAAAAACCGAUCAAAGUGAACAUUCUCAUGAGAAACAUGACAAAGGACAGGAGAAGAAGGGCUAUCAUCGAAGUGGUUUUGUCAAUAAAUAUCACAAGGAUGAAUCCAGUGAUAAUUCGAGUUACUACGAGGACAGUGAUAAUCAAAAAGGCCACAAGGAUUAUAAAGGACGUAAUGGUCAACAAUAUGAGAAGACCGAGGAUUCCUACAAGGAUGACGCUCACGACAGGGCUUUAACUUCCAAGAAUAAUGCCAAUCACGGCGUUUAUGACAAGGGAAAAGGACAGAAGAAUCGGUACAAUUACGCUGGAGGGUAUGACAACAGUCGCUACGAUGACGAUAGGAGAAAAAUCUAUCACGAUGGAGCAGGAAGAUAUUAUGAUCAUAAUGGAAAUGAGAUCUACUACUAUCGCCGAGAACAUCCCCAUGUUUAUUAUCCUAACGAAUAUUACCCUCAUGAAAAUCCUCAUUAUAAUGCUUAUUAUCCUCGAAAUCUAUACGAUACAGGAUAUUACUCAAAUCAACGUAAUUACUAUAAUGAUGAUCAUUAUUAUCCUGCCAUGAGACGAUACUACGAUGGAUCCGAUGAUACUUGGACGGAUUAUUACAGAGACGAUUAUGAUACUAAAUAUUCGAGUGGAUACGAGAAAGAAUAUUUACCAAAUAAUUUCUAUCAAAAUUACUAUGGAAGAUAUUAGAAAUUAAUGUCAAACUUUCAAAAUUUGCCGCGCGUGGCGCUAGUGUCGCGAGUGAUGACGCAAGAAGAAGCACUCCACCACUCUCUCAACAAUAGUGUGUCUGCGGCCAGCUGAGUGACCUUGCAGUGUUUGUAAACAGAUACACGUUGUGUUGUGAAGUCCUGUAAAAGUUUUC